UGUGAUGCGAAUUCAUUAUUGAUUUAUUUUACUGCAUUUUCAAUCACCUUGGUCCGAUUUUUUUUCAAGAUGUAACAAUAGCUCUGAUUUUAUAUUUUUGUUCUCAAAUGUUGAUGUGUUCCAAAUUUCAAUAGGCUACCUAUCUACCAAUUUGUUUGAUCUGAAAUAAAGCCAGGCACAUCAACCAAAAAAGGAAAUGAAACCAAUUAACAACGACGGAAGAGAUCCACUGGCCCGGCUGCUGGCCUGUUGGCUCCUGUCCAGGAGGAUGAGGUGUGUUCUCCUACUGCUGCUGACCUGGCCGUGGCCGCCGCCGGGCAGCUGGUGCUCCACCCACUGGGUGAUGACAGAGGAUGGACGCAUCCAGGCACAGAUGGACUCCAUGUUCUUCAUGAAGCGUCCAUACGACUUCAUCGCGAUGGCGCAGCAGGAGCGGCGAGCGAGUAUGGUGGAGGCGCUGCGGAAGGAGCUGCUGUCACACAAGGUGGAGAUUGACCAGAACGACGACCGGGACCAGGAUGUGGAGAAGAAGCUGUACACGGAGGACCCGCACUGUCUGGUGGCCGGCCAGCCGCUUACCGAGUUCGACCUGUACCCCAGCGUGGCCGUCAACCUGCGCAAAUACGGCAUCAGAGUGGAGGACUACAUUGACUCGGGCCAGGUGACCGGUGAUCUGGUGGCCCCCGACUGCGUGGCCCAUAUGAAGCUCGACUACAGCAUGCUCACCUUCCAGCACCUCGUGGCGAUGAAGGAGCGCCACCUGCUCUCGAUGGGCCCCGAGCUGGAGCUGGCCGAGCUGGUCGGCCGGCAGAACGUGCACGAGUUCGGCCACCGGGUGGAGAUGGCGCUGCGCCGGCAGCCGUCCGUCUGGGUGCUCUACCAGCUGGCCGGCCUCUACUGGCGCAUACAGGGCGACGCGCCACGCGCCGUCGAGUGCAGCCGACGCGCCGUCCACCUCUCCACCAGGGUGGAGCGUUUCGUUCCCCUGGUGGACCUCGGUGUGGUAUUACACCGGUGCCGACACAGCGAGAGCGGCGCCGUGGUGCUGCACGCUGCCGUCGACCACCACGACCAGAGUCCCGAGGCGCACUACGCGCUGGGUAACGCGUACGCCGUGCUGGGGGACUACAACCGCUCGGCGACCUGCUUCAACAACACGGUCAAGCUGGACCCGAAACACGAGGGCGCCCUGAAGAGGAGGCACGCCGUGCUCUGCCACGACCGGCUCGAGACGGCGCUGGAGACCCAGCACAACUCGCUGCAGAAUACGCUGACGGAGCUGCGCAGCUACCAGCGGCAGCACACGCUCUGGCUGCAGCAGCAGGAGAAGCUGCUCAGAGAACAGGCAGAGCUCGAGACCAAGAUCGAGUCCCGACUCAACUACGAGGAGCAGAAAAUACGCGAGAGCGCUGACGGAAAGGGUCACACGUGUUUUCGCUACUACCAGAACGGCCAGAGCAUCCUCAGCUGCAACAUGGCCUCGGCACGGGGCGAGCCCGGCUCCGAGACCGUGUCCGAUCUUCAGACCAAACUCUCCGACCUGCAGAACAAGGCGGACCGUCUGGAGGAGCAGGUCUCGAAGCUGAGCCGCGGCUCGGACUCCUCCUCAGAAGAGGACGGUGAGGAGGAGGAGGAGGACGGUGACGGGGACGGGGAGGACGCCCUCGCGCGCCGGUACACGGCGCUCGACCCGCAGGCCACCGCCCACCUCCAGGAGCCCGACUGGCCCUCGCAGGAGGAGUGUGGUCAGAAGGUGACCAAGUUCCCCUCGGCCAACGAGUUCCCGUCCGUGUUCCUGGCGCCCGACAACAAGGGAUUCGACGUGGACCACUACCUAAACGAGGGUAUUGGCGUGCCGGUGACGGAGGACCACGCACUGCCCUGGUACCGGCCGGCCUGCCAGCCGGUGGCGGCGCGCGUGCUGCCCUACGACACACUGGAGACGGUGCGCGGCCGGGCGCGGCUCGGCAGCCGGCCGCCCGACCCGGUGGCGCUCGAGGCUCUGAUGGAGUACGCGCGCGGCCGGCAGACUGUGGAGGCCGAGCUGGGUCAGAGGAUCAACGCCGCACUGCGACAGGCGACGGCGCCGUCGUGGGUUCUGGAGACGCUGGCGUCGCUCUACUGGCGCGCCCAGGGCAGUCCGGCGCACGCCAUCGAGUGUCUGCGCUCGGCGCUGCACGCGGUGCCGGCCGGGCUCAGUGACGUGCCUCUGACCAGCCUGGCGGCCCUCCUGUACCGGCUCGAUGAUGUGGAUGGAGCGCUGAAGGUGGCACGGCAGGCGCACAACGUCGACACUAUAGAGCCGGACACGAAUUUCCUGCUGGGUAACCUGCUGGCGGCCAAGGGUAACUUCACGGGUGCCGUGUGGCACUACCUGCGGACGCUGCAGGCCGAGCCCGACCAUCGGCCGGCGCUCCAGUACCUGCGCGUGGUCUCCUGUUAUACGCGCUACCACGGCCACCAGCGGGCCGGCGAGCAGCAGUGCCAGACGCCGGCGCAGACUCCGGCCGAGCGGGACCCGAUCAUGGAGAAGCUCUCCAAGAUGCCGGCCGACUCGGUGGUCUGUACGUCCGAGUGUGCCGACGGCCUGGCCUCGGAGUCGUGCGACUCCAAGAUCAGCUGCUACAACGCGCGCAGCGAGAACGGCCGCUGGAUCCUGACGCCGGCGCUGGCGGAUCAGCUGGACUGCGCCGGCGGCGACGGGGCAGAGCUGAGCGCAGGCCAUUUCAUUCAGCCGCCACCGUCGGAGCUGUCGCCGCUGCCGGCCGACGACCAGAUGCGCUGUGACCGCCUGCUGACUCCUCCGGACGGCCCGCCACCUCCUGACUCACCGCUCGACUCCUCCGACUCCGAGUACGAGCUGGAGGAGCAGCUGGACGUGCUGACCGAGCCGGUGCCCGAGCGGGACGAGCGCGGCAUCGUCGACGACCCGCUGCCAGACGUGCUGCUGCGGGUGCGCGAGCGGGCGGCCGCGCCGCCGCCGAGCCGCGAGCAGUGCGCCGACAUCAAACAGAUCAACUGGGGACAGUACACCUCCACCUGGCUCUCCGUGUCGGCCAAAAACGUCGUCGUGGAGCUGGUGCCGGCGCCGGUGGGCGUCUACCAGCCGCGGCAGCCCGUCUGUCCGGACCAGUUUCCCGCCUCCAUGGCCACGCUGGACAACCUGUCCGGGGUGCGCCACCGGCGACAGCUGCUCAUCAGCCCCGAGACGGGCCUGCGCGAGGCGCUGCAGACGCUCACUGCCGACCAGCCGCGCACCGUCGAGGAGACCGCCACGCGCAUCGCCAUGAGCAUGGACAAGAACUCCAGCUCGUGGGUGUUGACCACGGCGGCGGCUCUCUACUGGCGGGUGCGCGGCGACGGACCGCGGGCGGCCAGCUGUCUGAGGAUCGCGCUCCACCACGCGCCCCGGCAUCUGAAGGACAUCCCGCUGAUCUCCCUGGCCAACAUCCUGCACAGGGCCGGGCUCUACAACGACGCUCUGAUCGUGUGUAACAUGGCGCUGGAGAUAUCGCCAAAGUUCGUCGUCAUCCACUUCACAAUGGCCAAUAUAUACGCGGCCAAGGGUGACCUGGAGAAGGCGGUCUCGUUCUACCAGUCGACCCUGGCGCUCCAGGCGUCCUUUGAGCCGGCCAAGGAGCGGCUGCGCGCCAUCCAGUGCAGUCUGCAGGCGUGGCAGGACGCCCGUCAGGAGCCGCACGAGCUGUAGAGCCGCCCGCCGGCCAGCCGUAGCACCAGCGUCGGCGGGAGACACCGAGACAGCGCCAGGAGCCCAGUGCAGGUGGAGCCGUCUCAGGCGGGGAUGGGUCACUAAUGGAAAUCGUCGGCAUUCUGGGAUAAGAUUAAAGAAGGUGCGGCUAACGGCACGGUGGUACGGUGGCGCACGUUUUACGUGUGACAUAUUCCGGCCGUUUUAUGGGUUAGUCUGUGAGUAAGUCCGGUCGCCGUCUCGGGGCGGUAUUGUGCCGCCCGGGACGGUCUGCCUUAUCCGGGCCGGUCCGAUGGGGGAAGGAGGGGACUCCGGGUCAGAGCAGAAGUCUGCGGGUCCGCGCAGUGAUUGGUUUUCUAGACGUGCUGUGCCAGACGUCCCGGGCCGGGGCCGGGCCGCGGCCGCCCCUCCACUGGUCGGCCGCGGCCGGCCGCCGACGUUGUGAUAUUGCACUCUGUGGUGCGUUCAUCCUAGAAGUGAUUUGCUAGCGUGUGAUUUAGCCGGUGAUGCCACGAGAUAUAUACCGGACAGCUCUCUUAUGAUCAACUGCAGUCUAGCCGGAUUAUUUAAAUCAGUAGAAUGUGACGUACAAAUCGGUUACUGCCAGUUAAUCAAGGUUUCGACGCAAUCGAACGUACUGCGAAGGGCAUCGCGGCUGGGAAAUCGCAUCCGAAUCGGGACUUCACAGAUGUGCAGAAAUGGGGCCUGCUUAAUCGCUUUUAAUUUCGAACAGGACACAUUCAAAGGGUCUUUUAAAGAGAUCUACUGGGAGAUAUUUUGAUUCAAGAGUGCCAGUACCUGUUCUCUUGCAUAUACUCGAGGCUGCGUGUCCUGAGGUGCCGCUGUGGCGUCCGUCCAGCGGCGGGGCCGGGCCGGGUCGGAUAUACCGGACGGACCGACCUGCCGCCCGGCCCACAGAGGGCGGCACUGCGGCCCGCGGGUCAUACUCAGCCUCUAUGCGGUGAUAUAAUACACGCUGAUGGUGAUACAAAA
Molecule: messenger RNA, 4702 nt
Organism: Amphibalanus amphitrite
Lineage: Eukaryota; Metazoa; Arthropoda; Thecostraca; Balanomorpha; Balanidae
Product: tetratricopeptide repeat protein 17-like
Exons: 19
Coding region: 197-3709 (1170 amino acids)
Biological process (GO): actin filament polymerization
Cellular component (GO): actin cytoskeleton; cytoplasm
Molecular function (GO): protein binding
Source: RefSeq, a predicted model, not a curated record